AUGACAGCUCCUUUACUGCACGCCGUAAUUUCAUCGCCCACAUCACCGCAGACUGCCCCGGCCGAUGUUGCUUCGAAAGCUCACCAUAAUAAGAAAGGCGUUGGGUACAUCAACCCAUGGCCAUCAUAUGCCGAGCGCAGUGCGCUCUACAUGUUCCGCAAGAUCAUAUAUAUGCGGCUGAGCGGUAAAUGGAAAGAUCCGGACACUACACCACCGACGGUACCCAUCCGAAAGCCGGAGUUUCUGCCCACCAGAGAGACAGACCGCUUAAGAGCAACAUGGCUCGGCCACGCAUGCUAUUACGUAGAGUUUCCAGGCGGUCUGAGAGUACUGUUCGAUCCAGUGUUCACAGCCAGGUGCUCGCCCCUGAGCUUUAUGGGCCCGAAAAGGUACACAGAGAUGCCGUGCCAGAUCCAGGAUCUCCCGUACAUCGAUGCUGUGGUCAUAUCACAUAAUCACUACGACCACUUGUCGCAUCCGACUCUCAAGGCAGUUGUUGAGCAGCACCCUAGCGCCAGGAUCUUCGUUCCACUUGGUAAUAAACCAUGGUUCAAGCACAUGGGCCUCCGCGAUGAUAAUGUCACGGAGAUGGACUGGUGGGAAGAAAAGGAACUUAAGCUUUCAGCUGCAGAGCAUAACGACCCCGACAACAAACCUGAUGAUAUCCUGGCCACCAUUGGGUGCCUGCCAGGCCAGCAUACCUCCGCUCGUACUGCCUUCGACAAAGCACAUACGCUCUGGGCAUCGUGGUCUAUCGCUUCCGGUGGGAAGAAGGUAUGGUUUGGCGGCGACACUGGCUAUCGGACUGUUCCAGAGUUGCCACCAGACGAAUUUGAUUACAGCGAGAAGUAUGCAGACCUGCCUCACUGUCCAGCUUUCAAGCAAAUUGGUGAGCAUCGUGGUCCGUUUGAUCUCGGUCUGAUUCCCAUCGGCGCGUAUGACCCGCGCUUCAUUAUGUCGCCCAUGCACGCCAACCCGUACGAUUCUGUCAACAUAUUCGUCGAUACAAAGUGUGAGCGGGCGAUGGGCAUCCACUGGGGCACUUGGGUCCUUACGAGCGAGGAGGUGCUGGAUCCUCCUAAGCUGUUGAAGCAGGCACUCAAAUGGAAAGGCCUGGAGCAGAACUUGUUUGAGACUUGCGAUAUUGGCGAGAGCAGAGAGUUCUAA
This is a messenger RNA of Baudoinia panamericana UAMH 10762, 1167 nucleotides long. RefSeq lists its product as uncharacterized. The transcript has a single exon. Gene Ontology annotation, biological process: N-acylphosphatidylethanolamine metabolic process; N-acylethanolamine metabolic process. Gene Ontology annotation, molecular function: zinc ion binding; N-acylphosphatidylethanolamine-specific phospholipase D activity. Gene Ontology annotation, cellular component: cytoplasm; membrane-bounded organelle. The record is from RefSeq and is a predicted model, not a curated record. Lineage: Eukaryota; Fungi; Ascomycota; Dothideomycetes; Mycosphaerellales; Teratosphaeriaceae. The coding region runs from base 1 to 1167 and encodes 388 amino acids.